AUGUCCGUCAACCGUGGUGUUUACACCGACCUUACUCACAACAUCUACAUCGAUACUGCACAACCCGCUGCGCAUCUGGUGCCUUCUGGCUCGACUCUGGAACCCGGUGAAGUAACGGUCGCAAUCAAGAGCAGUGGAAUCUGCGGGUCAGAUGUUCACUUCUGGAAGCAUGGCGGCAUCGGUCCGUGGCAGGUAUCUGGCCCCCACGUUCUGGGCCAUGAGUCCGCAGGUGAAGUCGUCGCGGUUCACCCAUCUGUCACAUCUCACAAGGUGGGUGAUCGCGUCGCUGUCGAGCCGCACAUCGUCUGCUUUGCUUGCGAGCCUUGUCUGACUGGUCGGUACAAUGGGUGUAAGAACCUCAUUUUCCGAUCGAGUCCCCCGUCUCACGGUCUCCUACGGACAUAUGUCAACCACCCUGCUGUUUGGUGCCACAAAAUUGGAACCAAGUUGUCAUAUGACGAGGGUGCCUUGUUAGAGCCACUUAGUGUGGCUUUGACAGGUGUAACACGGGCGGGAGUGACUAUUGGUGACCCCGUGUUGAUUUGUGGAGCGGGACCGAUUGGUCUGGUGUCCUUGCAAGUCUGCCGGGCGGCGGGAGCCUGGCCUAUUGUAAUCACCGACAUCAACGAGGCGCGAUUGAAGUUCGCCAGCGAGUACGUCCCUGGUGUUCGAACUUGCUUGGUGAAACGGAACGAAACCCCAGAGCGGUGCGCCGAGCGAGCAGAGGCGUUGAUGGGAGAGGGUGUUGAGAUUUCGAUUGCGCUAGAGUGUACCGGAAUGGAAAGUAGUCUGGCUACGGCGAUCCACAGCGUCAAAUUUGGUGGCAAGGUGUUCGUGAUCGGCGUUGGCAAGGAUAAGAUGGAGAUUCCUUUCAUGAGGUUGAGCGCGCGCGAGAUCGACCUUCAGUUCCAGCAAAGAUACGUCAACAUGUGGCCCAGGGCUAUUAGGAUCUUGGAGAGUGGCACGGUGGACUUGAAAAAAUUGGUGACCCAUGAGUUUGUCUUGGAGGAUGCAGCUGAGGCGUUCGCGACGGCCGCUGAUCCAACACGUGGUGCCAUUAAGGUUCUUAUCCGGCCAGAAGCUUGA
Molecule: messenger RNA, 1086 nt
Organism: Penicillium brevicompactum
Lineage: Eukaryota; Fungi; Ascomycota; Eurotiomycetes; Eurotiales; Aspergillaceae
Product: NAD(P)-dependent alcohol dehydrogenase
Exons: 2
Coding region: 1-1086 (361 amino acids)
Biological process (GO): D-sorbitol catabolic process
Molecular function (GO): L-iditol 2-dehydrogenase (NAD+) activity
Source: RefSeq, a predicted model, not a curated record